Molecule: messenger RNA, 904 nt
Organism: Cannabis sativa
Lineage: Eukaryota; Viridiplantae; Streptophyta; Magnoliopsida; Rosales; Cannabaceae
Product: germin-like protein subfamily 1 member 17
Exons: 2
Coding region: 123-803 (226 amino acids)
Cellular component (GO): cell wall
Molecular function (GO): manganese ion binding
Source: RefSeq, a predicted model, not a curated record
CAUCUAUAAAUAGACGAUUUGGGGUGCAUUUGUUUCUCAAUUCUUCAACCAAAGCAAAAAAAAAUAAAAAAAAAAAUACAUUGAUUCUAGCUAGAUAUCACAUACUUAAUAUAGAAAAGAAAAUGAAGGGCAUGCAUUACUUACUAGCUGUUGCCACAUUGGCUGUAGCAGCCUCCGUUGUGUCUGCCUAUGACCCAAGUCCUCUUCAGGACUUCUGUGUGGCAAUAGAUGAUCCCAAAAACGCCUUGUUCGUGAAUGGAAAAUUCUGCAAAAACCCAAAACUUGUAAAGGCAGAAGAUUUCUUCUUCUCAGGGCUUAACAUCCCGGGAAACACCAUGAACCCAGUCGGAUCAAACGUCACUACUGUCAACGUGGGCACCCUACCUGGCCUCAACACCCUCGGCAUCUCACUGGUGCGUAUAGACUACGCGCCCUACGGCCAAAACCCGCCCCACACUCACCCACGAGCUAGCGAGAUACUGGUGGUGGUGGAAGGAACACUGUACGUGGGGUUCGUGACCUCGAACCAAGCCGACGGCAAGAACUUGCUCUUCACAAAGAUCUUGAACAAGGGUGACGUGUUCGUCUUCCCGAUUGGACUGAUUCACUUCCAGCUCAACAUCGGAAAGACUCCCGCGGUGGCUUUCGCCGGUCUUAGUAGCCAAAAUCCGGGAGUUAUUACCAUUGCUAAUGCUGUGUUUGGAGCCACUCCUCCUAUUAAUGCUGAUCUUCUUGCUAGGGCUUUCCGUUUGGACAAGAAUAUUGUUCUUGACCUUCAGAAACAGUUCUGGUCUAGUAAUUAAUUGAUGAUUUGGAAUAGUGAAAGAAAGGAAAGGGAGUCUUGGAGUUUUAAUAAUAAUAAAAAGUGGAUAUACAUAUAUAUGUGUGUGCAUGAGAUCAUACA